AGGUUUUGUUCACCAUGUUGGAUAAACUGAUUAUCUUGUUUGUCUUGUGACCAAUAUUUUUAUGAUGUCAGUGACAACUGAGCGUCGUGGGCCAAAGUGUAACAUCAGAGCUUAGACCGGGUGGCUUCCACUUCCCCUGCAGGCUGCAGGCUCACUGACGCCAACACGAACGAAAGGAUAGGACACUGUUUUGAUUUGGCGACAACGAUUAGCGAGCUCCUAUCUGUCAGGUUGAAUACUACUGCUUUCUUUCUAGUUCCUGGCAGCAGCACAAUUAAUCGCGCAUUUUAAGGAUUGAACUUUCCCUUUUUUGCAUUGCUGUUUCGUCUCCCUGGGUUGUGGCUUUUGAGCCUUGAGAGGACAGUGGAGAGCAUUCUAAACACAGGACUGUCGAUGGGGGAAGUAAGUUGCCUGCCGGCCGUCUGCGAGGAUUUCUCUUUUUAUGUUUUGAGUCAUGGUCGAAGCUUCGUCAUGCUGUUAGAGUGAUGGGGAUUUCUCAGCACGCGCGCGGCUCGUUGGAUUGCUGUAAUAAUAUGUGAGUGGAGUUGAUGGCCGAGGCCUGGGCCUGCCUGCCUGCCUGCCUGCCUGCCUGCGCUGUUGUAUUGUGGCCUGGUUGGGAUACACCUCCUCUGCACCGGAUCAGCACCGUUAAUUACGGCUCCAAGAUUUCACCUAUUUACAAAGUAGCUGCAUUGCCUGCGCAUACAUGUGAGGGAGGAUUCAGUUUGGAAUAAUACAUGCAACUUCCAAUCCCCGUGGAGCCCCGGUGGUGGGAAGAGCAACGGCGCUGGAACAGAGCGUGUGACAAACUUGGACACUUUUAAAAGAUGAAUGCACUGCUUCCAGUGUGAGAUGCUUUAGAUCACGCUGUUUUAGUAAGACGGGGAAGGUGAAUUUCAUCAGGAGGGAGAGGGUUACCAUCUCUGUCAUGAGGGACAUCUAGGUCCACCGACUUUUUUUAUUGAGGGGGGUGCGGGUUAUUUUCUAUUCACUGUUUUAGAUUUAUUGUUGGUAGAGACGCUAUCAGGGCUGCACAGAUUUGUAGACUUGUGUGGUCUUUGCUAUAUUAUACAUGCUCAUGAUAUAAUAUUCUGAUUUCCGUAAUUAGCCCCAGGCUACCAUAGCCUAAUAGUGUGCAAGCAAGAAAAUUAAUUUAAGAGGAAGUGGGUCAGAUCCUAUUUGGCAUUAUGAUAGGAGACUCACCAGGGUGGUUUCUCUCCACACAUACCCGAAGUAGGUGUUGUUUGCUAAUUUAAACCCCAAAUCUGUUUUUUUAUGCUUUCUGUAAGUUUUAUUAGUCAUAGUGUUGCAGCCUGGUAGUCCUUAUCUUCAGUUUUAGAAUCCGAUUAGGAGAGGAGGUGUUUCAGCAUCAUUGAAUGGCUCUUUGCGGCACAACAGCUACAAAUGUUACGAAAAUGAUGGCUGCUUACAAUGGUGGCUCCUCAGCAGUGGCUGCCCAUCACCCGCAUCACCACCACCAGCUCCAGCACCUUCCGCCACCUCACAUGCACCACCACCACCACCACGCAGGCCAGCAUCACUUGCAGCACCCAGGCUCUGCCGCUGCUGUGCACACGGUCCAGCAACACACCACUACGGCUGCUGCUGCUGCGGUGAUGCUCAACCCCAGCCAGCAGCAGCCCUACUUCCCCUCUCCCGCCCCUGGACAAGCCCCUGGGCCAGCGGCGGCCGCGGCUCCUGCCCAGGUUCAAGCUGCCGCUGCUGUCAAAGCUCAUCACCACCACCAUCAACAGCAACAUACACACCAUCUACAACAGCAGCUAGAUAUAGAGCCUGACAGGCCCAUCGGCUAUGGAGCGUUUGGGGUUGUCUGGUCAGUGACAGACCCCAGAGAUGGAAAGCGAGUCGCUCUCAAAAAGAUGCCCAAUGUCUUCCAAAACCUUGUUUCUUGCAAGAGGGUAUUUCGGGAGCUGAAAAUGCUGUGUUUCUUCAAACAUGAAAACGUGCUCUCUGCUCUGGACAUACUACAACCUCCACACAUCGACUACUUUGAAGAAAUCUAUGUGGUGACUGAACUGAUGCAAAGCGACCUCCAUAAGAUCAUCGUAUCACCGCAGCCUCUGAGCUCAGACCACGCCAAAGUCUUUCUUUAUCAAAUUUUACGAGGUCUCAAAUAUCUUCAUUCUGCUGGCAUUCUACACAGAGACAUCAAGCCUGGCAAUCUCCUGGUCAACAGCAACUGUGUGCUCAAGAUAUGUGAUUUUGGUCUGGCUCGAGUGGAGGAGUCAGACGAAGCACGGCACAUGACUCAGGAGGUAGUGACACAGUACUACAGAGCUCCUGAGAUCCUCAUGGGGAGCCGCCACUACUCCAAUUCCAUUGAUAUCUGGUCUGUAGGCUGCAUCUUUGCUGAACUGCUGGGGCGACGCAUCCUCUUCCAAGCCCAAAGUCCUAUUCAGCAGCUGGAUUUAAUCACUGACCUGUUGGGGACUCCGUCUAUGGAGGCCAUGAGGACAGCAUGUGAAGGUGCUCGUGCACACAUUCUCAGAGGACCUCACAAACAGCCAUCCCUUCCUGUUUUGUACACACUGUCUAGCCAAGCAACCCAUGAAGCUGUCCACCUGCUCUGCAGGAUGCUGGUGUUUGAUCCGUCAAAGAGGAUCUCGGCAAAGGAUGCCCUGGCUCAUCCUUACCUGGAUGAGGGUAGACUGCGCUACCAUACAUGCAUGUGCAAAUGCUGCUACACCACAUCCUCUGGCCGUGUUUACACCAGUGACUUUGAACCUGUCACUAAUCCCAAGUUUGACGAUGGUUUUGAGAAGAACCUGAGCUCUGUGAGACAGGUCAAAGAGCUCAUCCAUCAGUUCAUUUUGGAACAGCAAAAAGGGAGUCGCGUGCCACUCUGCAUUAACCCUCAAUCAGCUGCUUUCAAAAGCUUUAUCAGUUCCACAGUGGCUCAGCCCUCUGAAAUGCCCCCCUCUCCACUGGUGUGGGAAUAACUGAUGAGCUGCUAAACUGGGAACAAGAACGUGUCUCAUCACCUGUCAUCUGCGUAGCAUUUCACUGGAGUGCAGGACUCACAGGUCUGCUGUGUUUAUGCUGAAAUAAGAAACAAAUGAAGAGAAAUCCACUGAUAAUUACUCUGUGUGUGUAUUAGAGGGGUUUGGUGUACAAACAAACGAGAAAUGCUCUGUAGACCAAAUCGGAAUGUUUUUAAAAGCCCAUCUGGUCACUUCCAGGUAGUAGAUUUAAUAGUUAUUGCAUCUUAAUAAGAUAUUUUUUGUUUUGGGAUAUAUAUGUAUCCCUAAAGAUGUCUAUUUUAGCAUUUUCCUAAUUACAAAUUGGUUAAUUUUCCACACUGUCAGGCUACUCUCCAUUAUGACACUCACCUUUACCUCUGCACAGGUAAAUGAAAUCUGACAUAGCUUCUUAUUCAGAUAAUCGAUUGUAAUUGUAUCGUUAGGGUCAGUGUUUUUUCCAAAUGAAAUCUCCCUAUGUAGAACAUGGCUCCAGCACAUUGAUAUUUUAACUAAUUAAAAAUAUUCUAUCUAUCCCUAUCCUUCAUGUUACCUUGCACAUUUGGCCAUAGUGCCUAUAGACACACACACACACACACACACACACACAGUAGUACUGUGCCAUCAGUCUUCGGCCACCAUUAGAUUUGUUGUUUUUGUUGCAAAAUUUUAAUAAUCAUCCAUGUUCUUUCACAGGAAAUAUGUGAAUUAUAUACAUAAAAUUUAAAAAUACAAUUUUCAGAACAACAUGGCUUCUACAGACAAAAGCUGGUAUUUAGCGUGACCUCCCUUGGCACUGAGCACAUCCUGAACUCUUUUGGAGAGACUGUCAUGAAGUUUUCGAAAGUAAUCUUCAUCUAUGCCCAGGCUUCUUUCAGCAUUUCCUAGAGUUCUUCUUUAGUUUUUGUUGGUCUUUUAUUUCUUUCUCUGUCCAGGUGAUCCUAUACUGCCUCUGUAAUAUUCAGGUCUGGAAUCCACUUAUGAUUUCACUGCACUGGCAGUGUGCUUGGGAUUGUUAUCAUGCUGAAAAAUAAAACCAUUCCCAAUCAGGUGCUUUCCAGAAGGAAUGGCAUGAUGAAUUAAAACUUCUCUGUACUUUUAAGCAUCCAUGAUCCCAUCAAUUGGGACAGUAUUGCCAGCAUCACUGGCAGAAAUGCAGCCCCAAACCAGGAUAGAUCCUCCACCAUGUUUCACUGAUGGCUGCAAGCACUCAUUCUUCUAUAUCUCUCCAGCUCACAUAUCGUCAACGAUUGAAUCAAAACAAAAAAAAAAAAAAAAAAUCAAUUUGGAUUCAA
This is a messenger RNA of Scatophagus argus, 4273 nucleotides long. RefSeq names its product nemo-like kinase, type 2 (gene nlk2). Gene Ontology annotation, biological process: protein phosphorylation; intracellular signal transduction. Gene Ontology annotation, molecular function: ATP binding; MAP kinase activity. NCBI's taxonomy places the organism in Eukaryota, Metazoa, Chordata, Actinopteri, Scatophagidae. Gene Ontology annotation, cellular component: nucleus; cytoplasm. The record is from RefSeq and is a predicted model, not a curated record. The transcript is spliced from 11 exons. The coding region runs from base 1377 to 2960 and encodes 527 amino acids.